CGCGUGGAAUCCUCCAACAAACAAGCAUGCUUUCCUGGCGAUCUUGCAGUGUUGGACGAAGCUGUGAAAGUGUUAGAUUCCUCUUUAGCUCAGAUCAAAUGGCGCCUCAAGCCUUCUACCAAGCGCCGAUUAGAAUUAGGUGAUAUGGUGACUCCUAUAAUUUUGUGGCAGAUAUUCUGGCCCUAUCCACAGGAAUGAGACCUGUUGUCAUGGUGGACUAUGGUGGAAAGAUGCCUGAGCUACAGCACCAUCUUUGUUCACUCCUCGAACUUUGUCUAAAGCUGUCGCCGGUUUUUGAGCUUCUAAGGGUGAUGAUUAUACAAGAUAUGAUUUACUUGAUCCACAUAAAAGGGUUAGCUGAGCAUGUUAGAUCAACUUUAAACUCGGAAGUAAAGUUGGUCUUUGUGGACCUUGAACAGGAACCUCCACAGAUGAUAACAGAGAUAGAGAAAAGCCCAUUAGCAUUGCAACUCAUAUCAAUUCAGAAGUUGUUCUCAUCAAUAUUUACUCAUGAGGGAAUACACAAUCUAUCAUCAUCUCAAGGCACAGAGCCUAUGGAUAAUUCCCAAUCCACUUGCUGUCAGAUUUUUUAUUCUCAGUCUACUGAGUGCAUUGAUCUCAGCAAUUGUAUGAAGGACUCUAAAGUGACAGUACCAACCUUGAAUGGAUGGCUUCUAGGCUAUCCGGUGGUGUAUCUGUUCAGCAAGGAGCACAUUGCUGAUGCUAUUUAUAAUCUUUCCACCAAAUAUCUCCACAUUUUCCAAUUAUCCAUCUGCAGGAAUCAUACCCUCAAGAAAGAAUCUCAAGCAGAAGAACUGUUAAGUUUUUCGGUGCCUUAUGAUCUGAGCACAAGAGGGAGCAGUGAAAAAUGGGCAGAGUCUUUUAUGGCUCACAUGCGAGCAAAGUGGGAAAGAUGUGCAUAUGCUUGGAAGUUCUUGAAGAUGGAGGUUGAUGAAUGCCAUCCUCAGGCUAUUGUGCUCUAGUUAUGUUUUUGAUUGGUCACUUUGUCCAACUAUGCCCCCUUUUACCAGCCGCAAAAUGAAGUGCGCGAGAAAGAGAUCAAUGAGUACUUUAAUCGUUAAAUGAGCCUUCUUUUGAGGCCAAAUUUCCUUUGACAACAAUACGAAUGGUUCGUGUAACUCUAUAACUCACCUCGCAGGUUGUUAUGGACCAAGUUGCUUCAGAAGGAGGCAGGCACAUUGCUAGUUCGAGAAGCAGGAAUUCCCGAAACAAAAGGCACGAUUGAUGUUUAUAAUUCACUCAUGUAAUCCGCAUAUUUAAGAUUUGGAGACUCAGUCGUCUGAAUCAGUUCAUUUGCUUCGAGAACAUAGCUAGUAGGAAGAAUAAUAAUUCUCGUUGGAAUGAGAAUUACGUUGUCCGUUACAACUC
Prosopis cineraria is the source of this 1389-nucleotide messenger RNA. RefSeq lists its product as uncharacterized. Lineage: Eukaryota; Viridiplantae; Streptophyta; Magnoliopsida; Fabales; Fabaceae. The coding region runs from base 195 to 983 and encodes 262 amino acids. The transcript is spliced from 7 exons. The record is from RefSeq and is a predicted model, not a curated record.